ACAAAGCACUUGUUCAGAAGCUGUGAAGGAAACCGUUGUCUCUCCGUCCGCCCGGGACAGCAGCCUAAAGUCGCGGUUUUAAGGUUACACUAUAUAGGCUCACUUUAUUGUUAAUAUAUCACCUGAGUCACGUUAAUUUCCGGACGACAGUUUUAUUAUUUUCUCAACUGUUGAAAACUUUAUGAAGAAGGAGACCCUUGACCAAGAAACGCUCUGACUGCUAUUCCCCUUCAGUGAUUCUCAGUUUUGGGCAUCUUUGAGCAAUGUUUGACAAGCAGCACUACGAGAGUCCUCCUGUCUACAGUCCUCCCUUCAGUUCGCCAUCCAACAAUGGCUUUGGCCCUCCAGGCAGCUUCCAAGGCCCUCAGAGUGAUUACAACGCAUACCCUCCGCCACCAGGAUCGUACUACAUUGAGGACAGACCGCAGCACUUCUACAAAUGGCUUUCACCUCCGGGGAUCAUCAAAGCCAUGCUGGCUACGGUGAUCGUGCUCUGUGUGGCGAUAUUUGCCUGCGUGGCCUCCACGCUCAUGUGGGACAUGCAAUAUGGAAUGGGAAUGGGAAUGGGAAUGGGAAUGGGUAUGGGGUACGGCAGUGGAUACAGCGGGGGCAGCUACGGCUCGGGAUACUCUGGUUAUGGAGGUGGCUAUGGAGGAGGCUACGGCAGUAGCUAUGGCUCCUACAUCCAACCUUACUCAGCCAAAACCGCCAUGAUUGCCAUGGCAGCCAUUAAUUUUAUAGGGGCACUGUCUUUCUUCAUCACCAGCUUCUCUAAAUCCAACACGGUCCGCACUAGGAAGUUCUUUCUGAUCCUCCUGAUAGCCAGCGUCAUCAUGGCUUUCCUGCAGGGCAUCAUAAGCAUUGUCUACAUCGUCGGGGUGAACCCUAUGGCCCAGGGCACCUCCAGCAUGAUGUACAAUCCCAUGCUGAUGAUGUGCCAGAACCUCUACCAGACCAGCUACUCACAGAUGGGAGGAGUGGGAGGCUUCCCCAUGUACAACCAGUAUCUCUACCAUUACUGCUUUGUGGACCCCCAGGAGGGAGUUGCCAUGGUGUGUGGAUUUCUGGUUGUCAUCGCCUUUGGUGUUGCAGCAUUUUUUGCACAUAAAACAAGAGGGAAGAUCUGGCGAUAUGGGAAACCAAACAUUUACUGGGAAGAGCCUCUCGUCGGCGGAAAAGCUUCAGAGGGCAGAGACGUAGAGGAAUGGGUGAACAAUGUGGAGGAAAGCCGCAGUGUUCAAGACGCCCCAACGCUGCUAGUGUCAGAGAAGGGGGCCGGGCUGCUCAACGCCUCAGCAAACAGUGUCAUCUCCUACACCCCCGCCAAAGUGGACAGCAGCUCCUAUAAUGAGGACACCCUCGACAACAACGUGUACUCAGAGAGGACCAUCAGCAGACCAUCAGAAGCGUACUCCCACGGUGGAAGAGUCAGCUCCAGCCCCUCAGAGGAGACCAGCGGGGGCCGCAAACCCUCUGCCAACCGGGGCAAGAGACACAGGCGUAACCCCGAAGUGGAUGAGUCCCAGUAUGAGACAGAGUACACCACAGGAGGAGAAACGGGCAAUGAACUGGACGAAGAGGAGUGGGAGAACGCGUACCCAGUGAUAACUUCUGAUGCUCAGCGUCAUGAGUAUAAGAGAGAGUUUGACGCCGACCUCAGGGAAUACAAGCGCCUCUGUGCCGAGAUGGACGACAUCAACGAUCAGAUGAACAAAGUCAGCCGGCAGCUGGACACGCUGGAUGAGACCUCUGCCAAAUACCAGGUUGCAGCAGAGCAAUAUAAUCAGUUGAAGGAUCUGAAGCAGACUACAGAUUACCAGACUAAGAAGAAAGCGUGUCGCAGCCUGAGACACAAGCUGUUCCACAUCAAAGGCAUGGUGAAGGACUACGACAAGAACCACUGAUGAAGCCCCUGAGUCCUGACACUCAGCUCUGACAGCCACAGACACACGGGCCAACAUACACUCCAAAAGAAAGACUCCUGAGACAUGCCGAGACCAAAGUUACCUGUACAGAACCGACAUAUACACAUAGGGAACAUACUGUGUGUAAAUAGUGAUGAUCAUGAUCAGUUAUGUAUUAAAAAAAUGAAGAAAUGGAAGCAGGGUGCUUAACUGUUGCCACUUCCAAAGCAAACACUGCCUUUUCCAAAGAUACAGCUCAAUGCUUUCAGUGUUCAGGAUCAGAGGGUGUGGUCAUAUGAAAGUCAGCUGACCUUCAGACACCUGCGAUAACACUUUGCUCAGGCUAUGUUUGCUCUCCAACUUGUGGAAAAGUAUUCUAGAGAACGUAAUGAAGGCUGAGACGGGCAGCUUGGUUGUUUUGCGAAAAGUGUCUUUCACCCUUGGCAUGGCGUUAUCUUCGUCAAAAAUGAACUAAAAUCGUGCUUUUUUCUCAUCUUCUUUGUCAGUGUAACUAAUUUUAACGUCAGUGAAGUUACUUGCUAUCUGCCGGGACCUUGUGUUUUCACUGUAUUUUCUAAAACUACGAUUUUUAUACUGAUUAUCAUAGAUGCACUGAGACCAAAAAGGGCACCAACUGGCCAGUGAGACUUGUUGUAUUGUAUAUACUUAAAAUUAAUCAUGUUUAUACCACAUAUCAAGAACAAAUUUACAGAUAUUAGAUCUAGGAGAUAUUCUAGCAUUUGUGAUGAGGUUAUGUGUAAUUUGUAAAUACUGAAGACCCAUAGUGGCUUUUUUUUUGUUGAAUCAAACAAAUUGUGCUUAAGCUAUGCAAAAGAGUUAAAAAAUCCAGACUGUUUUUAUUACAUUCCUUAUCAUGUUCCUCAACAAACUAGAAAAACACUGUUUCUGUUUAUAAGCUACACUUACCAAAAUGAAAAAUGUUCAUCUGCUGAUUCCAUUUGUUGGUCAUUUUUGUAUUAAUCCACUUCAUGUGCAAAGUGUUUGGAUCUUGUGUGCGUUAUAAAAUUGUUCAGACACACUUUUGAUUUGUCAUGCAUGUGUAUUUUUACGAAGAACAUUGUUGUUAUUUUACAAACCAUUUGCAAACCAUUUAUUUUUGUAUGAAUUUGUUUUCUUUGAUGCUAUCAUAAGACCAAUUGUUGUAACUGUGUACUUCCAAAAGGUAUGAUGUCUUAAAACGAUUGCGCUCAAUAAUAAACAUUUCUAAUUCUCUGGAAAUUAAAUAAACUUGUCCCUUAUUUUUACAACAA
Molecule: messenger RNA, 3175 nt
Organism: Eleginops maclovinus (Patagonian blennie)
Lineage: Eukaryota; Metazoa; Chordata; Actinopteri; Perciformes; Eleginopidae
Product: occludin
Exons: 9
Coding region: 264-1904 (546 amino acids)
Biological process (GO): bicellular tight junction assembly; snRNA transcription by RNA polymerase II; positive regulation of transcription elongation by RNA polymerase II
Cellular component (GO): membrane; bicellular tight junction; transcription elongation factor complex
Molecular function (GO): cis-regulatory region sequence-specific DNA binding
Source: RefSeq, a predicted model, not a curated record